Messenger RNA from Pipistrellus nathusii (Nathusius's pipistrelle), 1497 nucleotides. NCBI's taxonomy places the organism in Eukaryota, Metazoa, Chordata, Mammalia, Chiroptera, Vespertilionidae. The record is from the annotation of a GenBank genome assembly.
AUGGCUGCAGCCAGCGUGACCCCUCCCGGCUCCCUGGACGCGCUGCAGCCCGGCUUCUCCACGGCCCUGCUGGGGACCAAGCUGGAGGACAAGUAUCUGUGCUCGGCCUGUGAGAACGUCCUGCGCAGGCCCUUCCAGGCCCAGUGCGGCCACCGCUACUGCUCCUUCUGCCUGAGCAGCAUCCUCAGCUCCGGGCCCCAGAACUGCGCUGCCUGUGUGCGGGAGGGCAUCUACGAAGAAGGCGUCUCCGUCUUAGAGGGCAGCUCGGCUUUCCCCGACAACGCUGCCCGCAGGGAGGUGGAGAGCCUGCCCGCCAUCUGCUCCAACGACGGCUGCGCCUGGAAGGGGACCCUCAAGGAGUACGAGAGCUGCCACGAAGGCCUCUGCCCGUUCCUGCUGACCGAGUGCCCGGCAUGCAAAGGCCUGGUCCGCCUCGGCGAGAAGGAGCGCCACGAGGAGCAGGAGUGCCCGGAGAGGAGCCUCAGCUGCCAGCACUGCCGGGCCGCCUGCUGCUGGGCCGACGUGAAGGCACACCAUGAGGUCUGCCCCAAGUUCCCCGUGACCUGCGAGGGCUGCGGCCAGGUGACCCCUCGCGAGAAAUUCCAGGACCACCUCCGGACGUGCGGCAAGCGCCCGGGCCCCUGCCGGUUCCAGGACGUCGGCUGCCUGGAGAUGGUGGAGAGCGGGAAGCAGCCGGAGCACGAGCUGCAGCGGCUCCGGGAGCACCUGGCCAUGCUGCUGCGGCUGCUGCUGGGGGCCGGGCGCCCGGCCCCGGGCCCCGGCGAGGCGGGGCUGCUGCGGCGCUGCGGGGCCCUGGAGGAGAAGACGGCCACCUUCGAGAACAUCGUCUGCGUGCUGAACCGCGAGGUGGAGCGGGUGGCCGUGACCGCCGAGGCCUGCGGCCGGCAGCACCGGCUGGACCAGGACCGGAUCAAGGCCCUGAGUAACAAGGUGCAGCAGCUGGAGAGGAGCAUCGGUCUGAAGGACCUGGCAAUGGCCGACCUGGAGCAGAAGGUUCAUGAGAUGGAGGCAUCCACCUUUGACGGCGUGUUCGUCUGGAAGAUCUCCGACUUCGCUAGGAAGCGCCAGGAGGCUGUGGCCGGCCGCACCCCUGCCAUCUUCUCGCCAGCCUUCUACACCAGCAGGUACGGCUACAAGAUGUGCCUGCGCGCGUACCUCAACGGGGACGGCACGGGCCGGGGCACACACCUGUCCCUCUUCUUCGUGGUGAUGAAGGGCCCCCAUGACGCCCUCCUGCGCUGGCCCUUCAACCAAAAGGUGACCCUCAUGCUGCUUGACCAGAACAACCGGGAGCACGUGAUCGACGCCUUCAGACCCGACGUGACCUCCUCCUCUUUCCAGAGGCCCGUCAGUGACAUGAACAUUGCGAGCGGCUGCCCCCUCUUCUGCCCCGUCUCCAAGAUGGAGGCCAAGAACUCGUACGUGCGCGACGACGCCAUCUUCAUCAAGGCCAUCGUGGACCUGACGGGGCUCUAG